AUGGUUCAAACCAAUCAAGGUGUUACUGGUAGUAGCUCACUCUCCAAAUGGCUUUUAGAACAAUUCACCGGGCAAGGUCUCGAAUGUUCUGCCAAACCACUCUCUGUUCAUCCCUUCAAUUCCGAACAGAAAAGGGGAGAGAAUAUCAAUUUGCAAAGAUUGGUCUUACAUGCUGUACCACAUGUGAUUGAUCAGCAGUCGACUGAUGGAUUGGUUAAUGUUGAUGGUUUUAUGAAGGAUUUUAUGGAUUUGGUGAAGGAUUAUGGAUCACAAGUGGGUGGACAGACAGUUGAUUUAUAUGUUGCCACUGAUGGUGUGUUUCCUGGUGGACAUGGAUAUAAGAAUGUCCAAUCGCCACAAAGGAAGGUUGUUUCAAUGAGUUUGGAACAAGCUCUCUCGUUUGUCUUUGGAACGAGAGGACAGCUACAAAAGGAACCAAUGUUUCUCCUCUCUCCCAAUGAGAAACACUACAUUUAUCAAAUGGACACUCGGGUGUUGGGAGAUGCAUUUUGGCAAUUACAACAAACCAAAUCAAAAUUGGGAAAUGUGGAAAAUUUACAAAGUCAAUUGAUUGGCAGUUCACAAUUUUAUAGAAAUAUGUGGAUUUCUUCUGAUCAAUCAUUGACACCAAUUCACUAUGAUAAUUCAGAUAAUUUAUUCGUUCAAAUAUUUGGAAAGAAACACAUGAUUUUAUGGGAGCCAAAGGAAAAAUCCUUACUCUAUCUCAAUGAGGAAGAUCAUCCAACCAGUGAUAGACAAACACGUAUCGAUCUCACUAAGGAACCUUCUGAAAUCGCACUGAAUUUCCCUAACUUUUUCAAAUCAAAUCCUGUUCGUGUCACACUGAAUCCUGGUGAUGUUAUGUUCAUCCCAAAAGGAUGGCCACACAUGGUACUCUCAGAUGGAAAUUCUAUUUCUCUAAAUUAUUGGUGGAUUGGAGAUGAUUCUGAUGAUUCUGAUUCAUACACUGUUGGUUUAUUUGGUAGACCAUCUUCAUUGUAUUGUACUGAACCAGUUGGAGAAAUCAAAUCUUUGGACGAUCUACCAAGGACUUUGGAAACUGGUGGUGGAUUUUAUGGUUCCAAACAAACACUCUAUCCAGUACCUCCUGAAUUCUUCAAAUAUUAUUACUUGGUUUGUGGCCAAACAAGAAACUAUUACUCCAUUAAGGAAUGUGGUUCAUGUAAGUCCAGAUAUCAUACCACAAAUGUAUGUCCAAGCGAUGAUGAAUUCUAUAUUAGACAACCUAAAGUACGAGGAGUUAUGAGAUUGCCAACUACCAAGCAAAGAAAUCAAAAGCUCGUUUCUUCUGUUAGCUCUGUAAAUAAUGCAGCCAUUGGUGAUAGAAUAUUCUCAAGCACUUGUCAAUGGAAAGAUACAAUUAUUGUAAUUGGAGGACCAAGAGCUACCGCAGGACAAAUGAUUCAAUUCAUUGAUGUAAAUACUGGAAAUGUUUCUGUGCCAAAGUUGAAGAAUACGAGUGGGAAAUUUGUCACAGAAACCAAGUGGGGACACUCUGCCACAUGUGUCAAUGAUAUGGUUUUCAUAUUUGGUGGUUUUGAUUCUCAAUAUCAGUACAAUGAUGUCAUUUGCUAUGAUAUCAAUGCUGCCUCUCUCAUUAAUGUGAAAACCAAAGGAGAAGUUCCAUCUGCACGUGCCUUCCACUCUGCAACUUACAUAGCAAAGUUGAAUAGUAUAUUGAUAUUUGGUGGACAAGUCUGUAAGGGAGGUCCUUACGAAUAUUUCAACGACAUGUAUCUAUUGAAUUUAUCAUCUUUUUCAUGGGAGAAAAUUAAACAAGAGGAUCAUAACGAUUUACCUGAUCCCCUCUCUCAGCAUUCAGCCAUUCAUUUGCCAGAAAAGAAUUCACUUUUGAUAAUUGGUGGUAGUGACUCUACGAAAUCAUUUUCAAAAGUUCAUUGUUUUGAUUUAAAGAAAAAGACAUGGAAAAUAAUCUAUCCAGACAAAUCAAUUCCUACUUUGGCAUUUGAGGCAAAGAACUUUAGAAUUCAUCCAACACCUCAAUCAGCUUGUGAAAUCAAUGACUCAACUGUGGCCAUUCUUGGAUUUGGAGAUGAAGGAAAGGGCCACGUUCUUCUUUUCGAUCACAACGAACUAUCCUUCAAAAAGGCCAAUCAAACAGUUGGAUGGGUACUUGGAUCUUUCUGUACUAAACCAAAUAUCAUGCAUGUCAUUAACUCUAAUCAGCAAUUGAUCACCUUAAAGUUUGAUAAGAUUGUCCUGAAUUCACAAUGUCCAAAUUCAGAUCCUCACAAUUGGAAUUACCUCAAUGAAGAAUGAUUUUCUUUGGAAUGAUCAAUAAAACAACAAUAAAAUAAAACUCUUUUUGCAUGGUUAGAGUGAGGUUAGUAAGUUGUUUACCUUAA
This is a messenger RNA of Naegleria gruberi, 2387 nucleotides long. RefSeq lists its product as uncharacterized. Gene Ontology annotation, molecular function: 2-oxoglutarate-dependent dioxygenase activity; protein binding. The record is from RefSeq and is a predicted model, not a curated record. Lineage: Eukaryota; Heterolobosea; Eutetramitea; Acrasida; Naegleriidae. The transcript has a single exon. Bases 1 to 2301 code for a protein of 766 amino acids.